Molecule: messenger RNA, 2433 nt
Organism: Geosmithia morbida
Lineage: Eukaryota; Fungi; Ascomycota; Sordariomycetes; Hypocreales; Bionectriaceae
Product: Dynamin central region
Exons: 1
Coding region: 1-2433 (810 amino acids)
Cellular component (GO): microtubule; cytoplasm; membrane
Molecular function (GO): microtubule binding; GTP binding; GTPase activity
Source: RefSeq, a predicted model, not a curated record
AUGAAGCAGACAAUCGAUUCUUCGCUGGCCGGCCAAGGCCUCGCCGAUGAGCAGCGCGGUCUGCUAGACCUCAUCGACAAGCUCCAGUUCGCGCAGCUCGACAAUGUCAAACUUCCCCAGAUCGUCGUCGUCGGUGAUCAGUCUGCUGGCAAGAGUUCAGUCCUAGAAGCCCUGAGUGGCACGCCAUUUCCCAGAGAUGCAGGCGCCUGCACACGCUUCGCGACCGAGAUCCGUCUUCGUCGUUCCAAGGAGGCGGCCCUCAAGGUUUCCAUCAUUCCCGACAAGAUGCGGGCCUUCAACGACCAGCAGCGCCUUCUACAGUAUGGCGGAAACGUCACCGGCGACGUACCCUUCGACACGUUGAUGAGGCAGGCUACAGAUCUCAUUGCGCCCAAGGAGAUUCCUGGUCGCUUUGCCGCUCGUGAUAUCCUCGUGGUAGAGAAGUCCGGCCCUGACAUGCCACUCCUCACUCUCGUCGAUCUUCCUGGCCUCGUACGUGUCGCCAACAGGGACCAGUCCGACGCCGAUAUCCAGACGAUUGAUGCUCUCUCUGACCGCUACAUGAAGAGCUCGCGCACUAUCAUUUUGGCUGUCGUCGGUGGAAACAACGACUAUGUCCAAGCCCCUAUUCUCAAGAAGGCUCGACAUUUUGACCCCACGGGUUCGCGAACGAUUGGUGUGUUGACCAAGCCUGACAUGACUGAGCGUAUUGGCCUUGAGGAGAAAUUUAUCGAGCUCAUUACCAACAAGGACCCGGAAAAUCACUUCAAAUUGGGCUGGUAUGUCCUUCUCAAUCCAGGACCCGGAGAACCUUGGUAUACGCCAGAGGACCGUCUUCGACGUGAAGCCGAGUUCUUCACCCGCGGUAAAUGGGCUUCUUUGCCACCUCAGAUGUGGGGUAUUGAUGCGCUCAAGCAAAAGCUCAGCUCUCAGCUCCAGAGACACAUUGGCAAGCACGUCAAGUCUCUACGACGCCAGGUUCAGAAGUCUCUCGAGAACUGCGAUGCUCAGCUAAAGGCCAUGGGAUCCGGCAAGGAUACUGUGGAGGAGAUGCGGUUCGAAAUGGGCGAACUCUUCACAGCAUCCAACAACCUCGUCACACCCGCUGUUAACGGCAACUAUAAGAACCCAUUUGGCGAGAAGUUCUUUGCUAGGCACUCUGACCCCAAGGGAACGCCCUCGCAAAAGCUGCGUGCCCGCACGCGCGAAGAGAGCGACCGCUUCGCACGCCGCUUCCGCCAAUACGGACGCAAGGUCAACUUUUCCGAGGGCUUUGAUGACGCAUCAGGUGAUCUGAGCAAGAAGGCCUUUGCCCAGAAUGAGGUGGAGCCACUGUUGCGCCAGAUCCGUGGCAACGAACUACCUCUCGACUCCAACCCCCGCGCCCCGUAUAUUCUUUUCCAAGAUUACUCGCAAAACUGGUCCGUUCUGGGCCAGGAGUACAAGGACAACCUAGGCGUCAUCUGCAACGAAUUCCUGGCCGAUGUUAUCGACCAUGUCUGGCCUAUGCGUAUGCGCGAUCCCCUCCGCCUGCACUUCUUGGAGCUCAAGAUGAAGGAGUGCAUGGAGAACGCAAGUCAAGAACUCGGACGUCUGGUUGACGAUAUGGAGCUUGAGGUGCAGCCCUUUGACCCCGAGUACGAAGAUCGCCUUCGCAAGUGGCGCGCAGCAGCAACCGAGAAUGGCGGCACUUACACAGAGGCUGAGGAGGUGUUGGAGAAGAUGCUCAUCUACUACGACUUGACGGCACGCCUUUUUGUACGCAACGUCGUUACUCAAGUCGUCGAGCGCCACCUUCUCCUCGGAAUGCUACGGCUAUUCAAUCCCAUCGAGAUUCUACGCAUGCCCGACUCCACAAUCGAGGCCAUUGCCGCUGAGAACAAGGCCACGCGCGACCGUCGCCUUGCGCUCAAGGAGCAAAGGGACGCCAUUGUCGAAGCCCGCAACAUCUGUGCCAGUCUGGCCAUGCGCAGCGAGCUUAGGGUAUACGAUGACGAUGAUGGAGAAUACCCCGAUACCGAUGACGAGCAAUUGCCGUCUACUCUAUCCACGCAGCAGCAACGGCCUUCGUCCUAUCAGUACCAGCAGUCCCAGCCGAAGCAGGUGCAUCGCCGCCCCAGCCCCAUCAACGUGACGCACAACUCGCUUGCUGCCGCUUCUCCAACCACCAAUGGUACUGACCACCGCAGCAACUCGUCCCAGAAUUGGGAUCACGCAAGUUAUAUGGCUGCCCCUGAGCAGCACCAAGGUGCACCAACCCAGGCUCCUCCUCCUCCCCCGCCUCGCCCUCAGAAGGUGGGCAUCGAGGAGGCCGAACGCUUUUAUGACAAUGCGCCCCGGACCGAGACGGCUCAUGGUCGCAACAAGGACAGCGCGCGACAGAGGCUGGCUAACGCUAUGAAGUUGGGCGCGCAGCAGCAGCAAUCCGUAUAA